UCCGAGUCUCGACUCUGAACCUGUCUCAAAAGGCCUUUUGUUCGUAGCUUCGGCAGGGCCCGCGGCUCUGCCUCUUACAGCCACUGGCAACCUUUCUGAUCUCUCUUAACCGUCAUGCUUUCAGACUGGGAGUCAGACCUGACCGAGUUAUCCUCCGACCUCGACGAGGAGGAAUAUGUCCCGCCCACGCAGAGGAAGAAGACCACGACCAGAAACACUGGCUCCGACUACAAGAUCACCAAUACUCUACGACCACCACGGACGACUCAGUACACUGCGAAGAGUCUCUUUGAUCAGAUUGUGGAUAGCACCAUUGACCUCGAACCUGAAUAUCAGCGAGACAUCGUAUGGCCGGAGUCCAAGCAGUCGGGGCUGAUUGAUUCGAUCCUGAGAAACUAUUAUAUCCCGCCCGUCAUCUUUGCUGUAACUGCCAAAGAAGACGGAUCAGAAACUCGUACCUGCAUCGACGGUAAACAAAGACUGACAUCAAUCGCUAAGAAAUCGAAUACGAGGUAUUGGCAGUAUCAGCAAGUGUUUGCCAAUAAACAAAUCACCUGCGUUGAGUACGAGUCUCUGUCGGAUGAUCAGGAAAGGAAAUUUUCAGCCGCUGACCACGAAUCACAGCGCGUACAACUUGGUGUCGCGCUUACGGCCGCAGAACGGCUGCAAGCGCUCACUGGCAUUCGAGCAACUCUCGUAAGAGAGAUCCAAGCGAAAGUCCUCGGGGAACAAGGUUUUGGAAGUAACCUUGAAUGGGCCAACGGACGUGGUCGCGACUUCCAAUGUUUAGCGUCCAUAGUAUAUCUGAUAGAACAACAACCGCUCGGGUUCCCCACUCCAAUGCAGCUCGACAAGUGGCUUCAGUCCUUCGAGAGCGACGUUAUGGAGACGUUCCAGGUUUGGCUAGCCAUGGUCCGCGACAGACGCUACAACACGCCGUUCUCGAAGCCGACGAGGGUGUCGCCCAUCGAGUUCACACUCAUUGGCGUCCUGAUACACAAGAAUCGGUCGAAACUGUCCCUGCUGCAGCUUUCCAACGCCAUCUGGCAGAUGAGGGCUGAUGUCCGUUCGCAUCAUGUAGAUAUCCGCGCCAACACGAAAGUUUGCAAGACUAUGUUCGACUUCAUCAAGAAGAUGAAGACGACCGAGUUCCAGGGCGACGGCAAGGGCGACACCCCUGCAACUACGGCCGUGAAAAACAAACCAGGGGAGAGUGGGACAGCGACUACGAAACGAAAGCGAGCCAUCGAGUCCAGUAGCGAGGAGGAAGACAGCAGUGAUGAUGAAGAUCAUGUCCCACUUCGGAGGAAAGUGCCGGCCAAGAAGAAGGUCACUACCUCGAAAACGACGACCGUAUCCAAGUCCUCGACUAGCGCGAAGCCUGCGGCCACUACGUCUUCCAGCAAGAGCACCACGACGAAGGCAACGAGCAAUGGUAAUAGCAAGGUCACAGUCAAGCAAGUCAUCGCUGGCCCCUCGGCCAAGUCGGUCAAAUUAUCCCUGUCGUCAGACACCUACCACUCCGACUAUCCCGUCGACACCAUGACAGCAUCGCAAGCCAAGCCAUCCCCUUCGGGAGGCACGUCCACUUCACCUGCCCCUCUCGCUCUCCCAGAAGGACACCUGUUGCCAAUGGAACGGAGGUCAACGGUUUCGAUCACCUCAGUGUCUAGUCCGAUCGUCAACCGUGGCGAAGGUGCGGCAGCUUCACCUAAUGAUAGACUGGCCGUCCUUCGUGCAGCCAAGGCUAGUGUGGGUACUAGAAGCUUUUCGGCGGGGUCGCCUGUUGUUCCAGCAGCAGGUCAGUCGAUAUCGAAGGGCGGCCAGCAGAGACUCCCUCCGAAUAUCCUCGACAACGAGAGGCCACGGCUACCCAUAUCGAUACGAGCAUUUUUCGUGCCGCAGAUGACUACGGAGCAGGUGGCAGCCAUGCUCAGCUCCAUCCCACCCAAUGUCAUCAACGCCAUCCAAAACGCUCAGCAGAGUGCCUCCGCUCCCUCCACUCCAAAUCCCGGGGUGCCCACGGCUUUCCCGCGUUCCAUGUCUUCGCGCAUGCCAUCAACAGCCCCGGAGCCUCCGAGCUACAACCAAGCUCUCAAACGCAGCCCAUCUACACCAGCUCAAACGAUGCCCCCCACGAAACCAGCUGCUAUGAGGACUCCGCCUCCAGGACCCCCGCCUGGCCCUCGCCCCUCAGUGUCGACUAUGGGCCAAGCGGGUACGAUCACACAGCUUUCAUCGCCGUCGUCGCUCCCGCCGCCUCCGCCUUCUCUACCACCUCCCCCUGUCCCGAGUUUGCCGCCCCCACCCCUACCUGUAUCCCCGAGCUUGAGCGCAAAGAGCGCCAGCUCAGGCAACAUGCUGGCCCGGCCUAUGUCCGAGCGAGACAGAUAUAGUGCCGGUGGAAGCGCCUCACCUAAGAGCUCCGUGAGCAGGGGUAGAGGGUGGGAGGACCGCGAUGUUGCGGACUGGGACAUGGAUCGGAAUCGCGACAGGGAGCGAGAAUGGAACAAGGAGCAAGAUUGGGAUAGAGACCGAGGAUGGGACUCGCGGCGAGGCCCGGAUAGGUCCGCGGAUCCUAGGCGACGGGAUUCAGGUGGUAUGCGCGACUGGGAGAGGGAGAGGUCGGAGAGGGAUCGCGACUGGUCCUGGCGGGGAGCGCGAGGAAGAGGGAGAGGGAGAGGCUGGUCGCGAGGGUGGUGAGGGCACCCCGGGGUUGGCCUUGAUGUGUGGCUCGAGCUUAAGUCUAUAGUAGGUGCUGUACGGCGUUUUGCGACACGGGUUGGCAAUGUCUCUUCUCUGUUGAGCUUCUUGUCUUCUUUCCCCGUUAAGUCUUCCCUGUUGUCGUCAUACCCGGUACUAUUCCGUACGUUAACCUCAGUUUGGCACUGUAUGCGUACAGUCUGUUCUGCUUCUAAUCGGCAGUAUUGCGCUUGCGGUCCGAUUGAAUUGGCAUUGUUACAAGAAACCCUCUUUAGUGCAUAUGAUACUAGACACCUUCGUUGUAACUUAGAACGCAA
Molecule: messenger RNA, 3020 nt
Organism: Fomitopsis serialis
Lineage: Eukaryota; Fungi; Basidiomycota; Agaricomycetes; Polyporales; Fomitopsidaceae
Exons: 16
Coding region: 115-2703 (862 amino acids)
Source: RefSeq, a predicted model, not a curated record